Messenger RNA from Sitodiplosis mosellana (orange wheat blossom midge), 681 nucleotides. Its product is annotated as low molecular weight phosphotyrosine protein phosphatase 1-like. Gene Ontology annotation, biological process: protein dephosphorylation. Lineage: Eukaryota; Metazoa; Arthropoda; Insecta; Diptera; Cecidomyiidae. The record is from RefSeq and is a predicted model, not a curated record. Gene Ontology annotation, cellular component: cytoplasm. Gene Ontology annotation, molecular function: acid phosphatase activity; non-membrane spanning protein tyrosine phosphatase activity. The transcript is spliced from 4 exons. The coding region runs from base 125 to 601 and encodes 158 amino acids.
ACUGACUGUUCUCCUGAAUCUGUCACGAAGUAAACUCAUGCUUAUGCGGCAAAUGUCAUUGCCGUAAACGCAACUUGUCCGCAGAAUUUGCUUGUACCUACACAUUUCGCUGAUAAAAAAAAAAAUGGCACAAAAGAAGGCUUUAUUCAUUUGCUUAGGAAACAUUUGUCGAUCACCGAUUGCCGAGGCAGUGUUCAUUGAUGAAGUAAAGAAAGCUGGUGAGGAAUCCAAAUGGGAGAUUGAUAGUGCGGCAAUUGGUUCAUGGCAUGUGGGGCGCAGCCCGGAAAGCCGAGCACAGGCCACAAUGAAAAAACAUAAUCUCGCUUACAACAACAAAGCCCGACAGAUUAAAACACCCGACUUCAAAAAAUAUGACUACAUUUUCGGUAUGGAUGAGGAAAACAUUGCGGAUUUGAAAGAACGAUGCCCAAAAGAUGGAACAGCCAAAAUUUUGAUGCUAGGUGAUUUCGAUCCCGAAGGCGAUCGCAUCAUUCGUGACCCAUACUAUGAUGGUGGAUCUGAGGGAUUCGAAAAGUGUUAUCAACAAGCGGUGCGCAGUUGCAAGGGAUUUCUAGAGAAAGUUGCCCAACAUAAAAUCUAAAACAAUGAAGAAAAAAAAUUGUUAAAAUUCCAUUUGGUGAGGAGAAAAAAAAAACGCGAAAUAAAAUUGUUAAACUGUAA